CACGAACUAUGUAUUUCAAGCGUGGAUAACUAUUGUAUCUCGGCAGUCCUUGAGGAGACUGAAAGGUGUCAUCAAGAACACAAUCUUGUUCGCUUCUAUUGUCACAGACACUCGGCUUUUAAUUACGUCACAUUAGGCUGUUCCACUUGAAUAUCCGCCUGUUUCCAAAUAUGACGAGGUUUCUGUUUCAGCCCAACACUUCUAAAACUAAGAAUAGUCGUCAGAACAUGUACAGGGAAUAAUACAAUGUUAGGAACAGAAGGAACAUGCUAAAGGCCGCUGUAGAAAGAAAAGGUCAAGUGACUAUAAACAUUGACAGACUUCAGACAUGGCCGCUGACAUUGCCGUAGCGACAAUACUCACCACCCUUAUCAUUAUCGACAUUGCUGGAAACCUCCUCGUUUGUUUUAUUAUAAAAGUAAAUAAAGAUAUGAGGAGUCCAAUCAAUUAUUUACUUGUGAACCUAGCCAUAUCAGAUAUCACGUUCGCGACGUUUGUAGCUCCAAAUCACAUCUUAAAGAGAGCCUUCACUCACCCAGACGGGAUCGUUGGUUCAUGGUUAUGUAGGUUUCUAACAGGUGGAAACGUGGCGUGGGUGGGAGCGGCUGCCUCGUCUGUCACCCUGGUUGCCAUCGCCGUUGAACGAUACUACACGGUCACGUGUCCGCUUGGUAGCAGAGGGAAGCUCACAAAGCGAAAGCUGAAGGUGAUUAUUCCCUGUUGCUGGAUCUUUGCAUGGACUUUAAACAUACCACUGAUUAUGGUUACAAAUUUCGACAAAGAAACAGGCGACUGCAAGUGGAUGUGGCCUGAACAGUGGAUGGGCGUGGCCAAUGAGACCACUUGGCUUGUUGGGUUGGCUUUUAUCCCCUUGAUGGUGAUGACUGGCUUAUACUCCAGAGUUGUACAUAUGUUGUGGUUCAAAAGGAGUAAUGACAACGAGCUUCCCAAUCGACAGAGGGGAGUUUUGAGAGUGCGGAAGCGAGCCACUUUGAGCGUGAUCACUGUCAGUGCCAUCUUUGGAGUCUGUUGGAUUACUGCCUUAUUCGUUUACGUUCUAAGCUACUAUGAUAUCUCCAUGUUUGGUCCUCACUCGUACGCCAUUGCCGACACGAUGUUCAUGUUCAAUUCUGCUGUCAACCCUUUUGUCUAUUCGCUGUUGAAUGAGCGAUUCAAGGAAAAGUUGAAAGGAGUGAUAUGCUGCAAGUCUUCAACUGUAAAUGGGGCUCGUGCAUCCAGGGAACCUAACAGAAUCGGGAAACCCGGCAGCACUCCACAUGCGGCCCACAAUGCGGGUGCGGGCUGCAGCUCUACAUUGUCCGUGGAUCAGUCAGGUUCAUCAAUGCUUUAAGGAGACAAAAGAUAACCUGAUGGCUUUUACGGACCAUGGUGUUGGAAACAUCCAUAGACCUCAGGUAUGGAAGGAAGUCUCUUAAACAAGUCAUGAUACAAGUGGACAACCUUUAUUUGUACACUGGCAUAAUUGAGGAAAAACUGCAGUUUACGAAAACAGCAUUUAAUUACAAAAGUAAAUACAGAGCUGCUCGAAAUAAGCUAGAGAUUCAAAGACGAAAACUAAAUUCGAUGUAUAUUAUAAUAUAAUGACGUGAUUUAUAACAUAUCGAGAUAGAAGAUUCAUUUGAACAUCCUUUUUACAUUAUAAUGCUUCGUGCUCUCGAAGUUUUUUGAAUAGCAUUUCAGAGAAAUGCUUCAUUUGUGAUAAGUGUUUAGGGUGCUGGUUUUGUAGUCAGGAGUUUACUUACUCAAACCCUAAUGUAGUUCAUCAUCAGCUGAUCGUGAGUUGAAACAAUCAGCUAAGCUUUGUAAGUAGUAAAGCCAAGCUCUGUAACUGAGUGGUUCAGCCUCGCUUUGUAAUUGAGUAUUUCAUCACGCUUUAAUGUGUGACUGAGUAUUUGAGCCAUGCUUUGCAACGGAUUGGUUUAGCCACGCUUUGUAGUUCGUUUUGUCAAUUCAGGGUUAUGUCAUGUGCGUUUAAUAAUAAUGAUAUUAAAAUUUUUAUAGCCCCAUUUCCCAAUGGUUCAAUGGCGCUUACAAGAAAUUAAAUCUUAAACAAAUGCCUACUGUGAAAAAAUUAGGAAAGUGUCAGAAACAGAUAAAUAUUUAAAAAGAUAUAUAAUUAAGAACUUCAACUUAAAAAUGCUCGUUUAAAAAGCCACGUUUUUAGUUUACUUUUAAACAAACAUUUGUUUCCGCUGUUUGGUUUCUUUGAUCUUUUAAAUCUUUAAUCAUUCUUUAGACACGGUAAAAAUUUCACCAAGGUUUACAAAUAUAUCAUUACAACUUCAUUUACAAUAUAGACAAUUUAUUUAUCAUUUAUUAUAUAUACAAUUUAUUUACUAUAUGAUUAAAAAUUAUGUACUCAUAACAACCUGUUUUCCAUGAAUGCUGUGUAUCUAUUUUAUACAUUCGAGAUUGAGCAAGGGCUUUAACUUUAAGGGAGUUAGCCUCUCUAAGGCUACAGGGUAGCCCGUUCCAGAGGGUUGCACCACUGAAACUAAAGAUAUUUUUGAGGUCAUGGAAAGAGAACCAUUAGUGUGCUUUUGGAGUCUCUUAAAGAGUAGCGUGUUAUAUUUCGUUUAGUAAAUUUUAGAUGAGAGGUAUUCUGGAACAAGACCAUUCAAAGACAUAUAUACCAUCAAAGCUUUAUGAAUUUCAUUUUGGGCGUACAGAUCUUUCCAUCCGAGUUGCUAAAGCAGGCAAUUAGCAUCAGCAUCAUAACUCGAAGAAGUCAACACACGUGCGGCUUCUGUAGCCUGCCUAUCAGCGUUUUGCCGUAGUUACCCCAGAUUAAAUUGCAGUAGUCAAAGUGAGCAUUGUAUAUGCUGAGAAGUGUAGAUCGUGGAACAAAGGGUUUAAAAUUCGUUUCAUGGCUCCAAUUCCGGAGGCGAUAUUUUUACAACGUUUGUCGAUGUGUGUUUGCCAGGUUAGAUUUUCAUCGAUAGAUAUUCCAAGUGAUUUCACAGAGGAAACUUGUUCCACUGGAACAUUAUCAGUAAAGGGCUCAAGUGUCUCAGGCAGAGUGCUCAGUUUUUGUCUGGAGCCAUUCAACAUAAAUUCAGUUUUAGUAUAGUGUUCAGGGAAGGCUUGUAAGAACUAAGCCAUAUAUUUGCUUAGUUUUUGCAGAUCAUGCGUCAGACUAUACUGCAUUGAUCCUAAGUCAGAUUCAACAUAUGUAAUGUGGGUUUCAUCAGCACACAUUCUUGACAGUGACUGAAUGAUAAGCAAUUGGAAAGAUCAUCAUGAUAUAAAUUAGAAAUAAAGGUGCGCCUAGAAUCGAUCCCUGUGGUACCCCACAUUUUAGGGAAGAGAUAUCUGAUAGACAACCAUUUACAAGACACUGCUGCAUGCUUGUCACUGUCCUGAAGCUAAUUGUCAGUAUAAUUACAAUUCCCAGAAUGAUUCAUAGACUGUUUACUCCGUCAAAGACAUUUAGUUAGGUUUUCUUUAGAAAGAGUGGUUUUGAUGGACUGUGUUUGGAAUCUAAUCAUCAAAAAAGCAUAUGUCCCCAACACCGACAGGUCUUACACCGCUGUGUCUUCGUUUUUGAAUAUGUAAAUGGCAUUAUAGAUUUUAAGUUUCGUCGGGGACUGGGACCCACAUUACGCAGUCAUGCAAUCUAAGCUUUGACUACAGAAGUAUGUAAACGUGUCCGGAAAUACACUCCCAAUAAUGUGUCAAUCCGAAGCGUUGUUAGUUCAGCUAACCUUUACUUACUCAGUUGUGUUCAUGAAAACGUAUAAAAUCCACUUCGAGACUCCUCUUGGAUACUGUCUCCUGCGGCCAGAGAAUUCCAGGAGAGUUUGAUACAAAGCGAAUCAGUGACAUCCUUUCUUGUAAUACUCGUGGUAAAUCCAAUUUUCACUUACCGCGAGUUAGACGCAAUUAUGGAAAACAAGGCCUUUUAUAUUAAGGAAUAGCAGAAAAUGGAACAGUCUUGACAAAUCAAUACAUGACAUGAGGUCACUUUUACAUUUUAAGCAUGCCUUGAAGACCGCAGAUUUUUACCUCGUUUUUAUCCUGUAAUUUUAUUGAACACGAGCAGGUGUUUUUAGCUAAGAACCGUGCCCUUCUAAAAGGUGUUUACCGAUAGCCGAAUACUUGUGUUCUGCAAUGCGUUGAUGAAGAUGUCGGGCUGUAUAACCAACAUAAUCUGCACCACACAGAUCACAUGCCAAUUUAUAAACAACGUAAUGCUGACUUACAAUACUCGGCAAAAAUCUCCUUAAUGAGGACCAAUUUCGUGUUCUCAAGAAGUGCCAAGGAAAAUUUGUCAUCAAGGGACUGAGGCCUAGCCCUAACACUCAGAGUGACUCCAU
Messenger RNA from Orbicella faveolata, 4337 nucleotides. Its product is annotated as allatostatin-A receptor-like. Lineage: Eukaryota; Metazoa; Cnidaria; Anthozoa; Scleractinia; Merulinidae. Gene Ontology annotation, biological process: G protein-coupled receptor signaling pathway; cellular response to hormone stimulus. Gene Ontology annotation, molecular function: G protein-coupled receptor activity; peptide binding. Gene Ontology annotation, cellular component: plasma membrane. The record is from RefSeq and is a predicted model, not a curated record.